This is a messenger RNA of Suncus etruscus (white-toothed pygmy shrew), 1007 nucleotides long. RefSeq names its product nicotinamide N-methyltransferase (gene NNMT). Bases 155 to 943 code for a protein of 262 amino acids. The record is from RefSeq and is a predicted model, not a curated record. The transcript is spliced from 3 exons. Gene Ontology annotation, molecular function: nicotinamide N-methyltransferase activity. Gene Ontology annotation, cellular component: cytosol. Lineage: Eukaryota; Metazoa; Chordata; Mammalia; Eulipotyphla; Soricidae.
CACGUCCUAGACCAGCCAGGAAACCGUGGCUCUGUUUCUCAGAGUUGGUAUUUAACCAAACAUCUCGCUCUAACCAAGAGCCGGAGCCUCAAAAAAGACAACCUCUGUGGGAGAAGCUUGGGGACCAGAGCCCAGGCUCAGAGGGGAGACCAUAAUGGAGUCUGGCUUCACCUCCAAGGACACAUAUCUGAGUCACUUUAACCCUCGGGCUUAUCUGGAAAAAUAUUAUAACUUUGAGUCCAGAAACUCUGCGGAAAACCAGAUCCUUAAGCAUCUGCUGAAAACCCUUUACAAGAUAUUCUGCCUUGAUGGUGUGAAGGGGGACCUGCUGAUCGACAUCGGCUCUGGCCCCACCAUCUAUCAGCUCCUCUCUGCUUGUGAGUCCUUCAAGGACAUCAUCGCUUCUGACUACACUGACCAGAACCUGGUGGAGCUGGAAAAGUGGCUGAAGAAAGAUCCAGGGGCCUUUGACUGGUCCCCGGUGGUGAGCUACGUGUGCAAGCUGGAAGGAGACAGAGUCAAGGUCCCGGAGAAAGAGGAGAAGUUGAGACGCGCUGUGAAGCAGGUGGUGAAGUGUGAUGUGACGCAGAGCCGGCCCCUGGGCAUCACGUCCCUGCCAGCUGCAGACUGUCUGCUCAGCACCCUGUGCCUGGAUGCUGCCUGCCCUGACCUGCCCACCUACCAAGUAGCACUCAGGAACCUGGGGGGCCUGCUAAAACCCGGGGGUGUCCUGGUGCUGGUGGACGCCCUGAAGAGUAGCUACUACAUGAUUGGGGAGCAACGAUUCUCCAGUCUGUGCCUAGGCCGAGAGGCCAUCGAGGCUGCUGUGACAGAGGCUGGCUAUGCCAUCGAACAUUUUGAUGUCAUCUCACAGGGCUACUCGCUGGCCAACAAUGAGGGACUUUUUGUCCUAGUGGGGCGGAAGUUGGACAGAGCCACAUGAUGCCACGCACUGGCCAUUAAAGCAGCUACUGUGACUUUGUGUGCCUGGGUGAUUUCUGGGAACA